Babjeviella inositovora NRRL Y-12698 is the source of this 345-nucleotide messenger RNA. Its product is annotated as 60S ribosomal protein eL31. The transcript is spliced from 2 exons. Gene Ontology annotation, cellular component: ribosome; cytosolic large ribosomal subunit. Bases 1 to 345 code for a protein of 114 amino acids. Gene Ontology annotation, molecular function: structural constituent of ribosome. Lineage: Eukaryota; Fungi; Ascomycota; Pichiomycetes; Serinales. Gene Ontology annotation, biological process: cytoplasmic translation. The record is from RefSeq and is a predicted model, not a curated record.
AUGGCUGCCCAAAAGUCCGCUGUCACCAGAGAAUACACCAUCAACUUGCACAAGAGAUUGCACGGUGUCUCUUUCAAGAAGAGAGCUCCAACUGCUGUCAAGGAGAUCAAGAAGUUCGCCAAGUUGCACAUGGGUACUUCUGACGUCAGAGUCGACCCAAAGUUGAACGUUGAAUUGUGGAAGAGAGGUAUCCAGGGUGUUCCAUUCAGAUUGAGAUUGAAGAUCUCUAGAAAGUUGAAUGACGAAGAAAACGCCACCGAAAAGAUGUACUCCUACGUCCAGGCCGUCAACGUUGCUACCGCCAAGGGUUUGCACACCGUUGUCGUCGACGAAGACGAAGCUUAA